UUACUUGCACGUCAUCUAAAGCCAAUCCACUGGUUUAUAGCUACUUGCUUAUCAAGAACAGAACAGAAUUCAAGUCCAGCAAAAGUUGAACUUGGAUAGAGAAGAUAUCAGAAGGAGGCAAACCUAUCUACAGUUGCAACGCAAAUCAGAGUGUCGAAAACGUAUCAAGUGAAAAUACUACUUUGACAAUGAACGAUAAACCUGAGAAUGUUGUGUUAAUUUCAAAUUCAUCAAGAAAAGAGGUCUGUGCAGGAAUUUUUGUAAAUCUCACAUGCACAGCUAAUGCUAACCCACCGGCACAUACGUACUUACUGUACGAGAAUGAUGAAGUCAUUCAAAGUUCGGACAAUGCAGGAAUCUGGAUAAGGAGACUUGACAAGGGAGGCAAUUUUACAUACAGAUGCAAAGUUAACAACUCUUUCCCAGGGAUCGAAGAAAGCAAGAAUUUGACAUUUACUGCUAGAGUCCCUCCGUCUUUUAGGCAGGCCAGUAAUGAAUCUGGUGUAGAAGGUGAUCAUGUUAAAGUGUAUUGUAAUGCCUCCGGAUUCCUAUUCCAACUGUGUGGUGGACUAAGGAUAACAUUGUUGUCAGCAACACAAGCCUACUGACCUUCCCGAACAUCAGCAGAGAUAAGGCUGGAGAAUAUCGUGGCAUUGCAAGCAACACAUGUGAGAAUACUUCAGCAAUGGUGUACAUUGAUGUGGAGUGAAAAGUUUAUCACAUUGCAUUGAGAUGGAUGCAAUAAGCUACCAUUUACUAGUGCUCACGGAUAGCUGGAUAAUUUACAAAAUUAAUCAUUAAGCUCUCUUCAUCUUCUGUAUUUUAACUUGUAUUUUUUUUUUGGAUAUAUAAUGUGUAAAGAUUGCUCUGCGCUUUUUGAAUCUGUACUACUAAUUUUGCGUUUGAGUUUGGAAGUUCUUGGUUUAUGCAGUAGCUGUUACAAAUUAAUUUGUAAAGUUGUCUUGUUAAUUUUAAAAAUUAGAUUUUGAACUAAGCUAUGCCUUGUUAUAUUGAAAUGAAUAAUGUUCUUGUUCACUGAAAGAAAAUGGA
Messenger RNA from Stylophora pistillata, 1050 nucleotides. Its product is annotated as cell adhesion molecule CEACAM1-like. Lineage: Eukaryota; Metazoa; Cnidaria; Anthozoa; Scleractinia; Pocilloporidae. The record is from RefSeq and is a predicted model, not a curated record.